AUGGUGUCCAAGCUCGUCCUCGCGGCCCUACUCGCGGCGCCCGCUGCCUUAGCUGCCCCCGUCGCUGGCGGAGCGGUUGCUGUCAUGGACGAGCGCGGUUUCGAGGCUGCGGAGUUCGACCCCAGCAAGCGAGCUGCUGACAUUGCGUUCAUCGAACGAUCGUUUGCCGAUGUGAGCAGAUGGGGCGAGGGCAACAACAAGAACGGCGAGUACAAGGGCGACAACAACAACAAGAACGGCAACUACAACAACAAGAAUGGCGACUAUAACAACAAGAACGGCAACUACAAGGGUGACAACAACAACAAGAACGGCGAGUACAAGGGCGGCAACAACAAGGGUGAUGACAAGAAUGGAUACAACAACAAGGGCGAUAACAAGAGUGGCCACCAAAAGAGGGGUGAAGAGCAGAACGGUGAUGGCCAGAACCACGAUGACAAGAACGGCCAAAACUAUGACGACAAGAAGGGUGACGGCCAGAACUGGGACAACAGGAAUGAAGAUGGUCAGAACUGGGACAACAAGCAGGACGAUGGCCAGAACUGGGAUAACGAGAAGGGCUACGGCCAGAACUGGGACAACAAGGGUGAUGGCCAGAACUGGGACAACAACAAUGGCUACGGCCAGAACGGCUACGGCAACAACUGGGGCAACAAGAACGGAGAAGGUCAGAACUGGGACAACAAGAAUAGCCAGAACUGGGGCGGCAACAAGGGUGGUGAUGGCAAGGGCCAAUGGUAA
This is a messenger RNA of Anthostomella pinea, 741 nucleotides long. Lineage: Eukaryota; Fungi; Ascomycota; Sordariomycetes; Xylariales; Xylariaceae. The record is from the annotation of a GenBank genome assembly.